Messenger RNA from Salvia hispanica, 1956 nucleotides. The record is from RefSeq and is a predicted model, not a curated record. NCBI's taxonomy places the organism in Eukaryota, Viridiplantae, Streptophyta, Magnoliopsida, Lamiales, Lamiaceae.
AUGCUCGACAAUGGCAACUUUGUUCUCUAUGAUUCCGAGUCCAGAAUCAUCUGGCAGAGCUUCGACAACCCGACAGACACCCUCCUCCCCGGCCAGCGCCUCCUGGAGAGGGAAGAGAUCGUCUCCAGCGCCUCGGAGACAGACUAUGGGAGAGGGAAUUUCAGGCUGAAGAUGCAACAUGAUGGAAACCUCGUGCAGUAUCCUGUCAACACGCCGGACGCAACGCCUUACGAUUACUAUGCAUCAGAAACAAACACGGAUGGUAACGUCUCUCUCAACCUCGACCGAGACGGCCGACUCUAUCUGCUGCACAACGAUAGAGUGACUCUGCUGAAUAUAUCCAAUGGUGGACUCCCUACGCAGGGAUCCAUCAAUUUUAUGAGGCUCGAUGUCGGAGGAAUCUUCCGCAUCUAUUCUCUCUCCCUCGGUGAUCUCAACUUGACCAGGAGAUGGUCCUCCACGGAGGACGAGUGUGCUCCCAAAGGUAUCUGCGGAAUCAACGCCUUCUGUAUUCUGAUAGAUAGUGCGCCAGAAUGUCAGUGUCUUCCCGGUUUCGUCUUUGUUCAGUCCGUCUGUUCAAGAAACUUCUCGGUGCAGGGCUGUUCCAAAACGGACAAUAGACUUAGGUACGAUAUGAGAACAGUCGAAAACACCGUAUGGGAGGAUAGCUCAUAUGAGAUCUUGCAAAUGAUGAUGAAUGAAGAAGAGUGCAGCAAAGCAUGCCUCGAUGACUGCAACUGUGAAGCAGCCUUCUAUAAAGACGGCCAAUGCAAAAAGCAGAGGCUUCUGUUAAGAUAUGGAAGAAGGUCUCUAGAAGACUCAAACGUGGCUGCUCUCAUUCGCUUCGGUACAAACACAGUACCCGACAUUGGAGGCGAUUCGGACCGUAAAAGAAUCAUCAAGAAUGAGGGGCGUAUGGACAUCCUCAUCAUCGGAAUUGUUCUCAUGUCCAUAGGCGUCUUGACGUUGUCAAUUUCUGUGAUAUUUGUUCGCCAGAGACAGAAGGACUACAUGAAGAUCAGCAAGGAAGCUGGAGAUAGCUUUGUCGAGGGCAUUUCGCUGCAAGUGUACACAUUCCAGCAUCUGUCCGAAGCAACAAACGGCUUCAAGGAAGAGGUGGGGAGAGGAGCAUCUGGCACGGUGUUCAAAGGGGUUAUGCAGAAUGGCCUGAAAAUGGUGGCGGUGAAGAGGUUGGAGAAGGAAUUCGCACAAGGAGAAAGAGAGUUCCAGACAGAGUUGAAGACGAUUGGAAAGAUGUAUCACCGGAACCUAGUCCGGCUCUUAGGUUACUGCUUCGAUGGAGACAACAAACUACUGGUGUUUGAGUAUAUGAGGAACGGAUCCCUUGCAAACAUACUUUUCAAUCAAGAGAAACGACCAAACUGGGAGGAACGGAUGGAUAUCGCUCGAGAUGUAUCGAGAGGGAUACUGUAUCUGCACCAAGAGUGCGAGACGCAGAUCAUUCACUGCGAUAUAAACCCUCAGAACAUACUAAUGGACGAUAACUGGCGUGCAAAGAUAUCUGAUUUUGGGCUGGCAAAGCUACUGAAACAAGAUCAGACUAAUACAAUUACUGGGAUAAGAGGCACUAAGGGCUAUGUUGCACCAGAGUGGUUCCAAAAGCAGCCGAUCACAGUGAAAGUUGAUGUGUAUAGCUUCGGAGUGAUGCUAUUGGAGAUCAUAUGUUGUAGGAAGUGUGUUGAUUCGAGCAAGAAUGAGAAGAGGCAAUUCUUGAGGAAUGGGUUUACGACUGUUAUGCAACAGGGAAGAUUGGGAGUCUGGUGGGGGAUGAAACGGUGGAUGAGAGUGAAGUGGAGAGGAUGGCAAAGAUAGGGAUAUGGUGUGUGCAGUCUGAGCCGUCGCUACGUCCAACAAUGAAGAACGUUCUGCUAAUGUUGGAGGGUAUUAUCGACAUUCCCGAACCUCCUAAUCUUGGUUCUUAUUCUUAAGCCAUCU